AUGGCCAAACUCUGUUCUUCCGGCGUCCUGGCCUUCUUGUUGCUGCCAGCUUCGCUGGCGUAUCGGCAGCGGCAAGUAGAAGGUCCAACAGUGCAGGCUACAUCAAGCCUCCUGCACCGGACGUCGUCCUCGGGCUUGAAGGUGCGUGACGUCGCGGUCUUCACAGAGAAUCAGGAUGCGGAGAAGCGGGACGCAGGCGCAGUCUUCUACAAUGCUUCUGCACACGAUGAGUGUGCCGCGCAGCGGGAUGCUCUACGAGCCAAAAUCGCGUCGGCUUGCGAGAAGCUGGAUGGAAUCAUUUGCGUUCAGGAUGCUCAUGACACCCUGCAGUUCCAAUCCGUGAAAUGGUGGCAGUGGUCCCUUGUGACUGACUUGUUCGACCGUGGAAAGCAGCCCGUCUUCUGGGCUGGAUUCCACAACAACGACACGUCGGGGGUUGGCAAGAAGACCCACCUCGAAGAAUUCAUUCGGUCCGUGAACGGUUUCCAGCUAGAAGAGACUCAGUGGGGCCAGAUGAUCAAGAGCAAGGGCGUCAGCCGACUGGACGCCUGCCCUUCGAAACGCAUCAAGAUGAACUAUUGGCGGGUGGCUUCCACCGCAUUGGCUGAGGCGAUGUCUCAACGCCAUACCUCCAAGGUUCUUGUAGCCGUCAACAAGGAUUUUUCAGGGCGAUGGUCCUUGUACAGAUCCAUUCUGUGGCAGGCAGAGCUUCUGUCAAUGGCCGAAUCAUUACGCAAAAAUCCCGAGUGGAACCCCGUCUUCACCGUGUAUGACGUGAAGGGCACUUGCAGUUCUGCCCUCGGUCCUGCUGUGAAGUAUCACUUGGAAAACCUAGCCGGGCGUAGGGUGCGCGUGAUGUGCUUCGACUGCUCCAGGGGCUUGCCCAGCGCCACUUCUGGACAGGCGUGCAGCAGGCAACAAGAAGUACUGGAGAGCGAAGCCCCACGAAGGAGUUGCGUCGAAGGGGAUUGCCAGAACGGCUGGGGCUGGGCAGAAUGGCCCACUGGUGAUGUAUACAAGGGCGACUUCAGGGACGGGCAACCGAAUGGAAGAGGCAGCAGUCAGGCCCCUGAUGGCAGCGCCUAUGAAGGUGACUGGAAGGACGGCGAAAAGCAUGGAAAGGGCACGCUGAGGUUUGCCCAGGGAGCUGUGUAUUCAGGUUCCUACAAGAACAACCUGGAAGAUGGCUUCGGAACGUAUCGAUUUUCCAACGGAGGAACCUACAAGGGCCAUUUUAAACUCGGUACCAUGAAUGGCAAUGGGCUCAUGGUCUUCGCCAACGGGGCGAAGUACGAUGGCCAUUGGAAGGACGGCAAGAAAGAUGGCGUUGGCACAUUCACCUGGCCCUCCGGAAACAUCUACGUAGGCGCCUGGAAGGACGACGAGAUGGCAGGGUCGUUGUAG
Molecule: messenger RNA, 1404 nt
Organism: Symbiodinium natans
Lineage: Eukaryota; Dinophyceae; Suessiales; Symbiodiniaceae
Source: the annotation of a GenBank genome assembly